Molecule: messenger RNA, 1273 nt
Organism: Ficedula albicollis (Collared flycatcher)
Lineage: Eukaryota; Metazoa; Chordata; Aves; Passeriformes; Muscicapidae
Gene: CRYZL1
Product: crystallin zeta like 1
Exons: 14
Coding region: 105-1175 (356 amino acids)
Molecular function (GO): oxidoreductase activity
Source: RefSeq, a predicted model, not a curated record
GUUUUUUUUUUUUUCCUGUUGGUUGAGGACAGCACGGGCCGAGUCGGGAGAGGAGACCAGAAAGCCAAGUGGUGAUUUUUGAUGAAGGCACACGUAAGGUCACUAUGAAGGCUCUGUAUGGUCAGCAGAAUUCUCCUGGAGAGGAAAUGACAUUUGUGUUCCAGGAAAGAGAGAACCUUCCUGCCACCAGUGACCACGAGGUGAAGGUGCAGGUCAGAGCCUGUGCUCUCAGCUGGGUGGACACAAAGCUCCUGUCAGAAAUUAAACUGAAGAAGCAACUGGUGCCUGUAGGGCGAGAAAUUUCAGGAGUUGUGCUGGAAGUUGGAAGCAAGGUGACCUUUUUCCAGCCAGAUGAUGAAGUGGUGGGAAUUUUGCCCCUGGAUUCUGAGGAGUCUGGUGUCUGUGAAGUUAUCCUGGUUCACGAGCAUUAUUUGGUUCACAAGCCAGACAAGGUGUGCUGGGUGGAGGCUGCCGGGACGCUGCGGGACGGGCUCCGUGCAUACACAGCCCUGCACUACCUGGCCCAGGUGUGCCCUGGCAGGAGUGUCCUGGUCCUGGAUGGAGCAAGUCCCUUUGGUACCAUUGCCAUUCAGUUGGCUCAGCACAGAGGGGCCAAAGUCAUCUCCACUGCCCACAGCCUGGAGGACAAGCAGUACCUGGAGAGGCUCAGACCUGCUGGGGGAGCCCGGCAGCCUUUGGUGGCCCGGGUGAUCGACGUGUCCCACGGCAAGAUCGACGUGGCCGAGAGCUGCCUGGAGGAGACGGCGGGGCUGGGCGUGGACAUCGUGCUGGAUGCUGGAGUGAGGUUAUUCAGUGCUGAAGAUGAACCAGCUCCCAAAUCUCAGCUGCUGCCUCACAAGCACGACAUCAUCACUCUGCUGGGGGUUGGGGGACGCUGGAUCACCACGGAAAAGAACCUGCAGCUGGAUCCUCCAGACAGCCAUUCCUUGUUCCUUAAGGGAGCCACAGUGUCCUUCCUGAACGAUGAGGUCUGGAACUUGUCCAAUGUGCAGCAGGGGAAGUAUCUCGCCAUCCUGGAAGAUAUCAUGGAGAAAUUAUCCAAUAGCAUUUUCAGGCCUCAGCUGGAUGAACCGAUCCCAUUAUACGAAGCCAAAGUUUCUAUGGAAAUAGUUCAGAAGAAUCAAGCAAGAAAGAGACAAGUCAUCCAGUUCUGACACACAACUUCUGAUUUCUCAGCCUGGGGAAGAUAAAGAGAUGUAUUUGUGGAGUAAAUCAGUGUACACUUGCAGGCAGUAAAGAGAAUUCAAACAUU